AAUUACUUCAAUUAAUUCCAACUCUUCUAAUAUGCUCUUUGUAUCUUGCAUGAGCUUUCGUGUCGAUCAUAUUCAGCUUAUCCUAAAGUUCAUCGUUAGAUUUAGAUGAAAGCAAGAUCGGCGGAUUCCUACCGUGUGUUCACAUUUGAACAGUUUCUGAGCCUUCAGAAAUCACUACAUUAUCUACUGAAAGAUGCUGUCGAUGAGACAGACGAAGCACCGUUUCAAGGACGCGUUCUCGAUGCAUGCAUAGACAGGGCUCUCAGCACGAAUGAAUGUAUAAUAUGUGUGGAACGUAGACCAGAUGUAGUAUUGCCAUGUGUACAUGCUUUCUGUUCGGUAUGUAUUGAACAAUGGAAAGCUAUGGAGAAGGACUGGUGUCCACUCUGUCGUAAUCGUUUACAACUUGAUGGGAGUGACACAUGGGUAAUUCCGGAUGUUAUCGAGGGUGGUGAACUCAGUAAUUAUUUAAUGUCCUUGACGAAAUCUGACGGAAGCAAGAACUGAAAAUAUGAUACGAGCGAAUUCACUCCCUUUACCAAUCGUUAAUGCGUGAUGUGUUUAUGGCGUACCAUUUGCCGUUGUUUCUAGUAGCUGUUGGAUAGAGAAUUAAGGUGCGAAUUUUCCUUACAGAUUUCAGUGUAUUGUAGUAUUGUAUAUGUUUCAGAACAUUGAAAAUUCUCUUUCUUACUCUUUAUUCAGAACAGUGAUGAAGUGUGUAACAGAAAAACUGUCACUAAGAAAUUGACCUGUAUAUUUAUUUGAAAAUAGCAUGUUCGAGAAUUGUGUUGAGUCUAAUAUUAAUCUUGUUUUUGUUCUUAGCAGAUAUGUUCACUAUUUUAUGUGUCACAUUCAUCUUUAAAAUCGGUAGUGAAAUAGUUUAAUGUUAUAUGAACUGAAUGGGUCAUUACUAGUUGGUAUUUGUUCAUUGAAUUCUUAAGUUUCCAUUCAUUUAUGCCAUCGAUUCAUUUAUGCUGUAUAUAACC
Molecule: messenger RNA, 986 nt
Organism: Loa loa (African eye worm)
Lineage: Eukaryota; Metazoa; Nematoda; Chromadorea; Rhabditida; Onchocercidae
Exons: 3
Coding region: 106-507 (133 amino acids)
Source: RefSeq, a predicted model, not a curated record